Molecule: messenger RNA, 3142 nt
Organism: Nothobranchius furzeri (turquoise killifish)
Lineage: Eukaryota; Metazoa; Chordata; Actinopteri; Cyprinodontiformes; Nothobranchiidae
Gene: yod1
Product: YOD1 deubiquitinase
Biological process (GO): endoplasmic reticulum unfolded protein response; protein deubiquitination
Cellular component (GO): nucleus; cytosol
Molecular function (GO): cysteine-type deubiquitinase activity; protein binding
Source: RefSeq, a predicted model, not a curated record
UAGCGUCAUGACGUAAUUUUAACGGCUAUUGAUAUUGGUCUGUCGCUGGAGGUUUAUUGUUUGGGGCUAGCAGGACUGCAGACAACGACAGAAAAACUGUUGCCUGGAUUCUUACCUUUUCACCUCAUCAGUUACUUUUGAGCAGAUCAAAGGGAUCUCCUGACCGAAAAGCGCAGAGCGCGUUUUCGAUGCUGCGUGAGGUGACAUCACGACCACAGCACAGAAUGUUGCGGCUUCGCUGUAAGACCAAAAAUGGGAGCCACAUAAUGCAGGGUCUGACUCAUCAGUCCUGCGUUCAGGAGCUAAAGACCAAAGUGGAGGAGCUGACAGGGAUCGCCUGUGAUGUGCAGAAAAUAAUGGUUGGGUAUCCUCCAUCCAGCCUUGACCUUCGAAAUGGAGAUGCACACCUAAAGGACUACCCCAUUAAAUCAGGAGACACGCUCAUUGUUGAGGAAGAGCAAAACAAGCCAAAACCUCAGGAUCAUCUCGUUGUGAAAGUACCACGCCUGGAAGCCUCACCUGUGCUGGUACGUCGGGUGGUCCCAGCUGACAACUCCUGCCUCUUCACCAGUAUUUAUUAUGUUGUGGAGGGAGGUGUGUACGACCCCGCUUGUGCCCCUGAGAUGCGUGGCCUUAUUUCCCAGAUAGUGUCAAGUGACCCUGCAGCUUAUUCUGAGGCUGUGCUGGGAAAAACAAAUGAGGACUACUGCACCUGGAUAAGACGCGAUGACACUUGGGGAGGAGCCAUUGAGGUGUCUAUUUUGUCUAAGUUUUACCAGUGUGAGAUCUGUGUGGUGGACACUCAGACAGUUCGAGUAGAUAGAUUUGGGGAGGAUGCUGGCUACCACAAACGUGUCUUGCUCAUCUACGACGGCAUCCACUAUGACCCGCUGCAGAAAGUGAUGCCCGGUUCUGAAAGCCCCCCUCAGACUAUCUUUUCCACAACAGAUGACAUAAUCUUGGCUCAGGCUCUAGAGUUGGCAGAUGAGGCUCGCCGCAAGCGCCAGUUCACAGAUGUUAACCGCUUCGCACUGCGCUGCAUGGUGUGUCAAACUGGCCUGGUGGGACAAAAGGAGGCGCGUGAACACGCCAAGGAGACGGGCCACACCAAUUUUGGUGAAGUUUGAAGGUUUUAUCGUUUCUCGCACUCACAAUAACCUCUACAACUUUGUGUUUGAUGUCUGGCAACAAUGUUGGUGUGUUUGCUUGAGUGGUAUUCUACCUCACAUUGUCCCAUACCGUAAUUAAAGGAUCUGCAUACACUGUUAUCAGCCUCUCACCUGUUCAGUAUUACUCUUUUAACUGCUGAAAGCUCUUAAGGUCAGAAACACUGUUACAGUGCUCUGAUGUAACUAAACUAUGACGUUAGUUUGUUGGAGGUGGAUUUGGACUUUUCAAUUGAAUUUAGGUAAAUAUGCAAACAAUUCUUAGGAUUAUUUAGAUCAAGUCAUCAGCCUAACACUACAAUGGCCCAAAAGGUUCAACAAGACACAAAAGUUAUAAACUCACCAAGCCCGAACACUGUUGUCUCUCAUUUUCUUAAGUUUUGGGUGCAAUUAAAGUAUUCGGAUUAAUUCUGUUAUAGUGUAAACUUCAUGCAGUGUUUUGUUGUUGUGUUGCAGCUUAGUAUGGUGGCCCAAAAGGUUCAACAAAAUACAAGCACCUCAACAUUAGGAAUAGGUACCGAAUUCAGUACUUUUUAAGGCACCGACCAAAUUCCAUAGUUCCGACUCGGUACCGAUUCACCUCAUAUGAAACGGCGCCUUGUUUUGGUGCCGGCGCCAGAGCGUAACGUCGUCAGUCACUGUGGACGAGCUGUAAACAAAGAAGCAUGGCAGAGAGGAGCGUUCUGAAGUUGGGGUCCACUGGGUGCUAGUGCUGGUUGUUGUGAUGCAGCGCUUGAAUUUGCUUGAAUCUUCUGAGCCAAUGUAAAAUAAUAUCUUCAUUUUUUAAAAGUACCAAAUUGCCACUAACCGAACCUUGAUGUGCUAAAUAUGAGUUUCAUGGCUCAAACACAGCAAGUAUGACUGUUAUUCUUGUUAGCUUAGUAGCUUUUUUUUUCCCCGGUUUGUAAACAAUUUAGAAAUUCUCCUGAUGGUGGAUUUAUUUGGUUAGCUUUAGGUAUUUAAACAGAGCCGUUGCCUGUGUUAUCUGCCAUCACAUCAUUCUAAGUUGAUAUAGCAGUGAGAACAGCGUUUAUGCAUUUUAUCAUAAAGCAACGUGUCCAAAAAGAGCCUCUUUUUGAUUUAUUAAUGAAAUGAAUUUACAAAUGAGCAACAGUGUUCUAAAAUUCUGCUUUCAAGAUUCAACAUGUACAUUUUCUUUGGCACAUUUUGAUGAAAAACAGCUCAAAACCUAAAUGCAUUGAAGUGUUUGAACAAAUCAAAGGUGGCGGUAAUGUGAAAUAGCUUUAUGGCAUGUGUUCUUCUCUUCAUACAUUUAUUUUUUUGGGUACAGUUCUUUUCUCAUCAGUAUCAACCAUUUACCUUUUUAUUGUCAUAUUCAGGCUGGUCUUUGGAUAAUUAAUAGAGGAAUUCUUGGUUUUAACAUCUGAUUGUGCCUGUUUGGGGGGUUUUAGGAGGCAUCUUGGGUCCUAAUAAGUUCAUGUUUGGUGCACGUUAUCCAAGCAUUUCCACGGUUCUACUGUACGUUUUGCGCAACUGGAACAUGUUCUCACAUUUUUAUCUGAAGUCAGGGUAUGGGCUCUGCGUGCACUGAAGAGUUUGUCAAACAUCAGUAAAGAUUCAGCCGGAGGCUGUAAGGAUUGUUGUUUUUGGUGCUUGUGAAUUUCAGAAACCACAUUAGUGUUUUUAGAACUGAUUUUCUCUGAUGUUGAUUUUAGGUUGUUGCCAAAAGCAAAGAAACACGAUUGGAGCUUUUAAAAAAAGAUUCAAACUUUUUGUAAUUAAUAAAUUAAAGUGAGGAGUUGGUGUUUGGUGAAUUAUAUUUUUGUGUGUGUGAAUUUGUACAUCACAUAUUUUGUAGUCUAUUUAGCAGCUUGCUUUAGGUGACACUAUGAAAUUGAACUGAACAUGUUUUUUGGACUAAUGGUAACACUGAAUGUUGCACAAAUAACUAUGGAAUAACUGGAUUUACUUGAUUUCUUGUGUUGUCACAAUUAAACCUGUAACCAACAGCGGUA